Messenger RNA from Populus nigra (black poplar), 567 nucleotides. RefSeq names its product calcium-binding protein PBP1-like. NCBI's taxonomy places the organism in Eukaryota, Viridiplantae, Streptophyta, Magnoliopsida, Malpighiales, Salicaceae. The record is from RefSeq and is a predicted model, not a curated record. The transcript has a single exon. The coding region runs from base 114 to 455 and encodes 113 amino acids. Gene Ontology annotation, molecular function: calcium ion binding.
UCGAGUCACAUUUCCAUCGUCACAACCUUCACAAUUUAUCAGUUCCAUUUUGCAUUCAAUCCAUACACAAACAACUAGCUGAGUGCUAGUUUACGCUACGUGAUUGGUCUCGAAUGGCGUCGCAAAAUGGGAUUGUGUUCGAGGAUUUCUUUCCCGCCAUGGUGGAGAAGUUAGGCGCUGAAGGGUUUAUGAAGGAGUUGUCCAAUGGGUUUCAGUUGUUGGUUGAUGAAGACAAGGGUUUGAUCACAUUUGAGAGUUUGAAGAAGAAUUCAGCAUUGCUUGGAUUGCAGGAUAUGAGUGAUGAUGAAGUAAAGUGUAUGGUAAGAGAAGGUGAUUUGGAUGGAGAUGGUGCAUUGAAUGAGAUGGAAUUUUGUACCCUUAUGUUCAGGCUGAGUCCUGGGUUGAUGAUGAAUUCAACAGAAUGGCUCGUAGAGGCUAUUAUUAGUGAGAUGUAGGCCCUUUUUUUUUUUUUUAAUCAUUCUUCUUCUUCUUCUUUCUUUCUAAAGAUAUUGUAGCUCUCCAUCGAUCUAAUUUGUUGCAAUGCAGCCAUUUUAUUCUUCUCUUCCA